This is a messenger RNA of Ilex paraguariensis (yerba mate), 1212 nucleotides long. The record is from the annotation of a GenBank genome assembly. Lineage: Eukaryota; Viridiplantae; Streptophyta; Magnoliopsida; Aquifoliales; Aquifoliaceae.
AUCGUUCUCAGCCCAACAGUUCGGCUAAGUGUUGACCAAACAAACUGGUGAACAGCCCAGUACACACACCUCUCUCUCUCUCUCUCUCUCUCUCUCUCUCUCUUGUACGCUUGGAACUUAUUCUCUUUCUCCGUUAACGGCCAAAGCUAAAUAGUAGAGAGGUAGUCUCUUGUUGCACCUGAUCGAAGAUGAGCUCUCAGAUUUGCAGAUCUGCUUCUCGAGCUGCGAGGUCUAUCCUCUCUGCUUCUAAGCACAGGUCUCAUGUCUUUGCCGAAGGGAGAACUGCAGCUGCAGCAAUGGCAGUGUCCUUCAGAAGAAAGGUGCCCUCUCUAGCUUCAUAUGGGAGGGCCAACUCUGGAAGUGAAUCUGGAGGAUGGAUUUCUGGAGCCCUUGCCCUUCCUGCUACUGCUUACAUGCUUCAGGAGCAAGAGGCACAUGCUGCAGAGAUGGAGCGCACUUUUAUUGCUAUCAAGCCUGAUGGAGUUCAGAGAGGGCUGAUUUCAGAAAUCAUAUCUCGUUUUGAGAGGAAAGGUUUUAAGCUUGUCGCAAUCAAAAUUGUAGUUCCUUCGAAGGAAUUUGCACAGAAGCAUUAUCAUGAUCUCAAGGACAGACCAUUCUUUAAUGGGCUGUGUGAAUUCCUUAGCUCUGCCCCUGUUGUUGCAAUGGUUUGGGAAGGUGAAGGAGUGAUAAAAUAUGGUCGGAAACUUAUUGGAGCCACAGAUCCACAGAAAUCAGAACCUGGUACCAUCAGAGGUGAUCUGGCUGUUGUUGUUGGAAGAAAUAUCAUUCAUGGGAGUGAUGGCCCUGAGACUGCCAAGGAUGAAAUUAACCUAUGGUUCAAACCAGAAGAGCUGGUUAGUUACACAAGCAACGCGGAGAAGUGGAUUUAUGGAGUCAACUGAUGACAUUUUUCGUUCUAAUAAUUUCCCUACAAUUAGAUUCACAUGAAGAGCAAGAUUUGACUUGACGCAUAAUUAUCAGAAUAACUUCUUUUUUCUUUGGCUUAGGCUGAGGCACAACUUUUUUCUCAAAGCCACCGGCAAAACUUAAUCACUGCAAUAAUUUAAUUUGUCACUGUGAUUAGUGAAUGCAGUCAGUGCAUUUUUCAUACUGUGUUUCCUUUUUCUGAUAUUGGAGAAGGAUACCCCUUCAAAUUGUAAAAGGCUAUUUUUGGUUUUCAAGCUUCCUUAUACUUCUGUGCCAUCGGAACUU